UUCUUUCUUCAACUUCACCACCCCUCAACAAAAACAACGACAUCAAUCAACUCAACGUACAUUUCACCUUCUCGAAAAGAUGAAGGUGAUGAAAAUCUUGAUCUCGCUCGCCAUCACAAUAGCGAUUGCUAUCACUAUCAUCACCACCACUACUCAAACCAUUGAAAAAUUCGAAAACACGGAGGCCAAAAAAGCACCAAUUCCCACAUUCCCCCCGUUAAAGAGGAAAUUAGUAGCAAGUCGUUUUCUAGCCGAACAACAAAAAACGAAGAACCCUAGAGCAGCCGAUCACUGUCACAAGGACCACGAAAUAUGCACGGCGCUACAAAUAGGCGGUAAAAACACAACGUGCUGCAAUAACAAGUGCAUCGACUUAUCGUACGAUGAUCACAACUGCGGUGCGUGCAAGAGAAACUGUCCAUUUACUGAGACUUGUUGUAGGGGUGAAUGUGUGAAUUUAUCCUUUGAUAAGAGGCAUUGUGGAUAUUGCAACAACAGGUGCAUGACUGGUGGAUAUUGCUUUUAUGGCUUGUGUGAUUACGCCUAAUUAAUUAAGGUUAGGUGAUUUAUAAUUAUUACUAAUUUAUUAAGUUCCUAUUAUGAAUAAAUAAACCACAUUUAAUGAUUUGAUGUGGUUGAUCGUCAAGAAUUAUACAUGAUUAUUUUCUUAAUAAUGAUUCAUCUGAAAUAUUUGAUGUAACAAUCCCCAGGAUAUUGAUUUUACAAUAAG
This is a messenger RNA of Capsicum annuum, 730 nucleotides long. Its product is annotated as stigma-specific STIG1-like protein 1. Lineage: Eukaryota; Viridiplantae; Streptophyta; Magnoliopsida; Solanales; Solanaceae. Bases 80 to 547 code for a protein of 155 amino acids. The transcript has a single exon. The record is from RefSeq and is a predicted model, not a curated record.